Molecule: messenger RNA, 1639 nt
Organism: Pimephales promelas (fathead minnow)
Lineage: Eukaryota; Metazoa; Chordata; Actinopteri; Cypriniformes; Leuciscidae
Gene: acta2
Product: actin alpha 2, smooth muscle
Source: RefSeq, a predicted model, not a curated record
GGUGCGGUGAGCAGGGAUGGGGAACUACAUAAGUACACCACAAGCCAGUGAGAAGCACACCAUCACCAAGUGGCUAAAUCCCCUCCCCCGGCCUAGCACUGUCAGGUGAUUGUCUCCAAUUGGAGUAAGGAAGGAAAUCUGAGCUGAAAAUGUGUGACGACGAAGAAAGUACUGCCCUUGUGUGCGACAAUGGAUCAGGACUGUGUAAGGCAGGCUUCGCCGGGGAUGACGCUCCCAGAGCGGUGUUCCCCUCCAUUGUGGGUCGUCCCAGACACCAGGGUGUGAUGGUGGGAAUGGGGCAGAAAGAUAGUUAUGUUGGUGACGAGGCACAAAGCAAAAGAGGAAUCCUGACCCUGAAGUACCCUAUCGAGCACGGCAUCAUCACAAACUGGGACGACAUGGAAAAAAUCUGGCAUCACUCUUUCUACAACGAACUCCGUGUGGCUCCAGAGGAGCACCCCACUCUGCUGACAGAAGCCCCUCUCAAUCCCAAAGCCAACAGGGAGAAGAUGACCCAGAUCAUGUUCGAGACCUUCAAUGUUCCAGCCAUGUAUGUAGCUAUCCAAGCGGUGCUGUCCCUCUAUGCUUCAGGGCGUACAACAGGCAUUGUUCUUGACUCUGGUGAUGGUGUCACCCAUAAUGUGCCCAUUUACGAGGGCUACGCUCUUCCACAUGCCAUUAUGCGUUUGGAUUUGGCCGGGCGUGAUCUCACUGACUACCUCAUGAAGAUCCUGACUGAAAGAGGCUACUCAUUUGUCACAACUGCUGAAAGAGAAAUUGUCCGUGACAUCAAGGAGAAGCUGUGCUAUGUCGCGCUGGACUUUGAGAAUGAGAUGGCCACCGCAGCCUCUUCCUCCUCCCUGGAGAAGAGCUAUGAGCUUCCCGACGGACAGGUCAUCACCAUUGGCAAUGAGAGGUUCCGCUGCCCUGAGACGCUCUUCCAGCCAUCCUUCAUCGGAAUGGAAUCGGCUGGCAUUCAUGAAACCACUUACAACAGCAUCAUGAAAUGCGACAUUGACAUCCGUAAGGACCUGUACGCUAACAACGUGCUGUCCGGUGGUACCACCAUGUACCCUGGUAUAGCAGACAGAAUGCAGAAGGAGAUCACUGCUUUGGCCCCCAGCACCAUGAAGAUCAAGAUCAUCGCCCCACCUGAGCGCAAGUAUUCAGUAUGGAUUGGCGGCUCCAUCCUGGCCUCUCUCUCCACCUUCCAGCAGAUGUGGAUAAGCAAGCAGGAGUACGAUGAGGCCGGGCCAUCCAUUGUGCAUCGCAAGUGCUUCUAAACGCCACCUUCAACCUGGUUCCCUAAUUCUGCUAUUGCUUCAUAGCCUGUAAACUGUGAACGUACUUCCCUGUUUUGUCUUUGCACUGCCCACAUCUAUUUGGAAUUAAUUAUGUUAAGUCAUGACAAUUUAUGUAGUGUUGUUUUCAAUGGGUUCAAAAGCUUGAAUGUGCUGCCAAUAUGAAGGAUUUGGGAGAUUCUUUGGGAUUACGAGACCCCAGAGAUGAGGAGAAGGCAUGGAGGAACAGGGCUCAUUCUCCCUUUUGUGUUAAAACACAACUGCAUGUCAGCUUUCAGGCAGUCUGUAUGGACAUCAUAUCUCCAUGAAGGAAUAAAGCUCCACAAUAAUAAACUCUA